UUACUAUGGGGUAAAUACGGUAACGAAUGUGAUUUGAAGAAGGCUGUGCACGUGAAAGCGGUGGCGUCACGUGCUUAAGGUGCAGAGGAGAGGGCAAGAAACACCACUCGAGGCCUUCGCGUCACACAGGCGAGCUGUUGUCUUCUUUGUUCGGAAUGGAUUCACCACAGCAGGAAAAUCUUGACUCCGUUGAAGAACUACACAUUCCUGGUCAACCUAACAAAGCACAGGAUUCUGUUGAAGGACUUGCAGACAGAUCUACAGCCGGUUGGGCAGUAGUCUCGGAGUUGGAAGGGGAUGAGUUGGCUUCAAACUCGGAUGAAGAGAGACGUUUCGAGAGAGCAGAAAGUAAGGCACAGCGCAGAAAGCGCCCUACUUCUUUCAAUUCCCGUGGUAGAGGUUAUAGUCCUUAUCCUUCUGCAACUUUCCCCAAUCCUAACAGCGAAUUACCCAAACAGGCCCCUCAGGUUCAGCAGAACCAGCCCUUUCGUUUUCAACCCAGGAAAACACCACUUCCAAACCAACAAUGCUACUUUUGCGGAGCCUUUGGGCACUGGAGAGCCACAUGUCCCCUUGCAGCCGCCCAGAGGUCAUCACAGUCAAGUAAUUUCAACCCACCACAAGGACUUCAGCCUACAGAGGCCUGCAAAAAGCAGUGAUUAUUCAGGUAAAUCAAAACCACUUUUGAGAUAUGACAUAUAUAUUUGAGUGGCUAAUGCGUUACUAUCUUGAUUGAGAUCGUAUUACAUAUGUUUCAGGGGAUCAGAACUCAAGCAGAAGUAUUAAAAGAAAAACUAACAUGGAUUUGCCACAGGUCUCCCGUUCAAUAUCAGAACAGCCUAGUAGUAGGUCACAACUUGAUGUUUCACCCAUAGACAAAGUCAAACCUGAAACCAGAGGUAUUAGUACUGAUUUUGUACCUGUACCUAGUUAUCUUGACAGAACAGAUACGUCAGCGAGUAAGCAUAACAUUAAGGAAAAUCUUAAGAGGCACAUCUCAUUUUGGAAGGAUAUAGAAGCUCCAGAAUUCAUCAUUAGAACUAUUAUGGAAGGUUACAUCAUCCCCUUUGUGGAGUCGCCUCCCUUGUCUAUUAGUAAGAACAACGCUUCUGCUGUAAAACAUAGCGACUUUGUCUCUGAGGCUAUCCAGGAUCUCCUGUUAAACAACUGUAUUGUUGAAGUCGUAGACUUACCUCAGGUUGUAAAUCCCCUAUCAGUUUCUAUUAAUAGCUCUGGUAAGAAAAGGUUGAUUUUAGACCUAAGAGUGGUAAACAAAUAUGUUUGGAAAGAAAAGAUAGUCUUUGAGGAUUACAAGAUUGCUUUGGAUUUCGUUAGACCUUGUGGAUACAUGUACAAGUUUGAUCUUAAGUCUGGGUAUCACCACAUAGAUAUUCACCCUAGUCAACACACGUUUUUGGGCUUUUCUUGGUCAGUUAAAGGUGUACAGCGUUUUUAUUGUUUCACAGUUUUACCUUUUGGUCUAACCUCGGCCCCUUAUAUAUUUACUAAGUGUUUUAGGCCAUUAGUUAGAUACUGGAGAAAACAUUCUGUAGAUGUUGUAGUUUACUUAGAUGAUGGAUUUGGGUUUGCUUCGUCUGAAGCCUUAGGCAAGGAGCGAUCUGGUUUUGUUAAAUCUUCUUUGUGCAGAGCAGGCUUUGUUUGUAACGAUCAGAAGUCAGUUUGGGAACCCACAAGACACCUUGAAUGGCUCGGGCUGAAUUGGAAUCUUGACAUAGGUGUGAUAUCUAUUCCUUCUAGGAGAUUAGAUAAUGUGAGAAACACAUGCGCAGGAGUUUUGGCAGGUUUACCGCAAUUCACAGCACGUAACCUGGCUAGUUUAACAGGACAAAUUAUCUCUCUUUCACCAGUUUAUGGGGAUGUCUGCAGACUUUUGACUAGACGCAUGUAUUCAGUAAUACAAAGAGCUUCAAGUUGGGAUAGA
Molecule: messenger RNA, 1942 nt
Organism: Haliotis rufescens (red abalone)
Lineage: Eukaryota; Metazoa; Mollusca; Gastropoda; Lepetellida; Haliotidae
Exons: 2
Coding region: 156-659 (167 amino acids)
Molecular function (GO): nucleic acid binding; zinc ion binding
Source: RefSeq, a predicted model, not a curated record